AUGGAUGCCUCUAAAAACUUCACAAUCACAAUAGUAGGCGGCGGAAUAGGUGGUCUGACGCUAGCAACAGCCCUCCUCCGCCGCGGUGUCCCAGUCCAAAUCUAUGAAGCAGCCUCCUGCUUCCAAGAAAUCGGCCUCGGGCUCUCAAUAGGACCAGCCGCCCACCGCGCCCUUCCCCUCCUAGACCCAGACAUCCGCGCAAUCUACGACUCACUCGUCACCACGCACGCAGAUAGUCCAGGCUACGAAUCAUACCGCGAAACAUGGUUCGAGAUAUUAUGGGCCUGUGGCAUCCACGAGGGAGACCUAUUGAUAGAUCUAAAAGCAAACCCAUCCGGACAGACGACAGUACGCAGAUCCGACUUCCUAGAUGCGCUCGUCAGCCUAAUACCGGCCGAGAUUGUGCAUUUCGGAAAGCGGCUUGAGAAUCUUAUUCAAGAUGGUACUGGAGUACAAUUGAAUUUUGAAGAUGGGAGUCAAAUACGCGCUGAUGUGGUCAUUGGUUGCGAUGGGAUUAAAUCUAAGGUCAAAGAGUCUAUUUUCCCGGGCUCGGGUCAACCGCGGUAUAGUGGGAUGUAUGGAUAUCGUGCUGUGCUUGAUAUGGACGAUAUGGUCAAAGCAGUUGGGGAUCAGCGCGCGAGGGUAUCGACUCUAUACCUUGGCGAAGGGGUUUAUGGAAUCUCAUACCCGAUUAUGCGGGCGAAGAAGGUGAAUGUAGGACUUUAUGUUCUUAGUAAGAAGUGGGAUUGCGAAACUUGGGUGCGGGGUGCGGAGAGGGAGGAUAUGCGUCGUGAUGCUAAGGGGAUGGGGAGGUAUUGGAAGGAACUUGUUGAGCAUAUGCCCGAUCCGUCGCAAUGGGCAAUUUUCGAACAUCCGCAUCUAGAGACGUUUUCUCAGUCGCGUGUUGCGAUUCUGGGUGAUGCGGCUCAUGCUUCAACGCCGCAUCAGGGAGCUGGAGCUGGACAGGCCAUUGAAGAUGCCCAUGUUCUGGCGGAGUUACUUGGUGAUGCACGAGUUAGAUCAGCGGACGAUGUCGUGGCCGCCUUUCGGGCAUAUGAUGAGAUCAGACGGCCUCGUAGCCAACGGGUGGUCACAAGCAGCAAAGAGAAUGCUGAUCUUCUUUGCUUGUGUUUAGAUGGAGUGGGAAGCGAUGCUGAGAAGUUAAAAAUUACAUUUCAGGAACGGAUGAAGUGGCUCUGGGACUUGGAUGUACAGGAUCAAGUGGAGCAAGCUCGGGAGAAAAUGAUUAAUUAUUUGACGUAA
Messenger RNA from Penicillium pulvis, 1263 nucleotides. RefSeq lists its product as uncharacterized. The transcript has 2 exons. The coding region runs from base 1 to 1263 and encodes 420 amino acids. Gene Ontology annotation, biological process: secondary metabolite biosynthetic process. NCBI's taxonomy places the organism in Eukaryota, Fungi, Ascomycota, Eurotiomycetes, Eurotiales, Aspergillaceae. The record is from RefSeq and is a predicted model, not a curated record. Gene Ontology annotation, molecular function: FAD binding.